GCUAGCUUCCAAAGCCGAUAGCGUUGCCUAUCUCUAUGGUUUCUUAUAUUGGGGGCGGACAUAAACGGUCCCCACUUCCGGUUUAGGCUGGAAAGGUGAGCUGCUGUCAUGGCGGCGGCGGGUGGCGCUUUGACCGUGGCGGCGGCGCGUUGUCUUGGCCGGAGGCUCUUCUCGGGAGGAAGGCGCUUCCCCUGCGGAGCUCCGGGUUGGCACGGCGCUUCGGACAGCGGCCAGGACCAGGGCAUAAGCCAGAUUCAUUCCAAGAGUGCAGAAACUUUUGCAUCCAUGUUAAGGCGCUCUCCUUUAAUACAGAUGGGACCCGCCAAAGACAAAAUUGUCCUUGGAGAAAUUUUUCACAUUGUAGAAGAUGACCUCUAUAUAGAUUUUGGUGCCAAAUUUCACUGUGUAUGCAAGCGACCAGAGGUAGAUGGCAAUUCAUUUGGAGUUCUUACUCACGUUCUAAGUAAUCCAGCCAAAGAAGGAGACUUGACGAGUUGGAGAAUGCUAGAAAAGAGUCACCAGAAGAGCAAGAGGGCUAAAUCAGCCAUAAUCUUGGAUGAGCUUAAUUCACGACUGAAACACUCUGGAAAAGAGUUACAAAAUAAACUUUUAAAUCAAUUAAAUGCUGUUCAAAUUGUGCUUUUAAUUUACAAAAUAUAUUUGGAAGGCCAGAAAGCACAUCCUCAACAGGAAAUAUCAGAAGGGAUCCAAAGUGCGCCUGAGACUUAUUGACCUUGAACUCUCCUCUAGAUUCUUGGGAGCAAAAACAGACACAACUUUACUGGAAGCCGAUGCAGUACUCUUGGGACUUGUGGAAGGCAAAGAAAA
This is a messenger RNA of Anolis carolinensis (green anole), 828 nucleotides long. It is a transcript of the gene mrps28, whose product is annotated as mitochondrial ribosomal protein S28. NCBI's taxonomy places the organism in Eukaryota, Metazoa, Chordata, Lepidosauria, Squamata, Anolidae. The record is from RefSeq and is a predicted model, not a curated record. Bases 109 to 732 code for a protein of 207 amino acids. The transcript has 6 exons. Gene Ontology annotation, cellular component: mitochondrial small ribosomal subunit.